AAACGGCCAGCCCAAAAUCUAAUCAGGUACUAGCGGGCUACAACUUAGGAUCCAGCUCUAUAGGUAACAUCCCAGAAUCCAGCUCUACACGUAACAACCCAGAAUCCAGCCUUGCACCUAUACGGAAGGGCGCGGCGUGCCGCCCCGAACACUAGUGUUGUUUUACUGUCUUCCUCUUUUUUACAAUCGACCACCCUUUACACUCCAACGAGCCCACUUGUAAGCAACCACAUUGGCUGCAUAUGAUCAGCCCACAGAGCGCUCUUGGAUAUGUAGGAAAGUAGAGGUUACAACUCAACAUUAUACUUAGGUAUUUCUCUUCUUACCACAUCCAUUCCAGGGCUCUUCAAACAACUCAUCAUCACUCGCCCACUCCGCACUGAGCUCCUCAAUCCCGCCUCACGAACACAAUGGACAGCGAACCGGCCGUUAUCGAGACGGCCCCCGUCACCGACCUCGUUCUAGUCGUCGGGCCGAGCAAGGAGCGCAUCCCCGUCGAGUUGGCCAUCCUCAAAGCCGCCUCACCCGUCUUCGCCUCGAUGUUCUCCCCACCCUGGCUGGAAAGCAAAAGCAAGGAGAUCCCCCUCCCUGAAGACGACCCAGACGCAAUGCGUUUCAUCACCCUCACCCUUUCGUACCACAACGAGCACGAAUUGGUGACCAGACCGCAGACGCCCCAGGAGAUCUUACAGAUUGCUAUUGCAGUGGACAAGUACGACCUGCGUACCGCACUCAAGUUCGUCCUGGAAUUUUUGUUUAGAGAGGCGAGUAAGACAUGCUCAGUUGCCAAAAACGAGGACGGAAGUCAGACGGCGAUGGCGGGGAAGGACAUCGUCUAUCUAUGCGCCGCGGCCUAUGUGCUCAACCGGUGCGACUAUUUCAGCAAUUUCGGUUUGCAUCUGAUGUGCCAAUAUGCAAGCCGUAUCAGUACGCUCAUGGAUGAUGAGCUGAUCAGCAGCAUAUUACCUGCAAAGUUCUUUAUCAUCCUCGGGGAAGCUCUCGCAUCUAUUAAGCUGGGUCUAUCCCGCGCCGUUCACGAGUGUCUCAAGACGAACAGUCCCUAUCGUCGCUGUCAGUGUGCUAGCGCUAAGUCAAUUAUCCAGCGCUUAGAGCAGUUUACAGUUACCUACAACAAGGCUAAAAAUGGGUCCGUUCUCCUUCAGGAAAUGAAGACCAUGCAGAAAAUCCUGGAUGAAGACGAACCUUUUCUCAGAGGAAUUUGUCACGGGUGUAAUAGACCACACAUUUACAGCUUUGGAGCCUAUGACUCGCUCAGUCCCAAGGUGCGAACUGCGUACGAGGAGCUCGACAUCCUAUGCGUCCGCGAACUAAAGAACAAGGAUGCUUGCGACGCAGAGCAUGCAAGGCUGACUGUCGCUGGACCUAUGAAUUGAGGCUACCGCAAAUGAUACGGCUGUGGGUGGAGAUGGAUGGUGGAUCGAAAAUGCAGCGGCUUGGAGUCAACGUUGAGGGAAUUCUGGGAAUGAUCGUUGGAUAGGUAUGUUUGGCGGGAGGCUAACCGACUUUUCAUAUACUGUCAAUCGAUCAUAUUCGAUAAGUGGUCUUGUUCCUGGACAGAACAGUUGAGACCUUUGACAUUACACCUUGGGUAGCUUACUACUACGCGUCCAAGCGUCUUUGUACCACCUCUGAUCAUGAGUUCAAGGCAAUUUUGAAUAGAAAUAUCCAGAUGGGACUCUAGCCGAUGCCUUUUCAAAUUAUUGUAAUCCCUAUCACAGUCUUGC
Neurospora crassa OR74A is the source of this 1745-nucleotide messenger RNA. RefSeq lists its product as hypothetical. Lineage: Eukaryota; Fungi; Ascomycota; Sordariomycetes; Sordariales; Sordariaceae. The record is from RefSeq and is a predicted model, not a curated record. Bases 411 to 1394 code for a protein of 327 amino acids. Gene Ontology annotation, molecular function: protein binding. The transcript is spliced from 2 exons.